GACGAGUUUAGUGGAUGCGGUUGAUUUUGGGAAGAGUCUGCUGCUGUUCUGCAGCGGGUCACAUAUUCACUGCAUGAGAUGGACCUGAUGAACGUUUGCCCGCUGCCUGACAAUAGGACCCUGAAUGGCCUGAAGGAUGUGGAUCCAGACCAUAAUUGCACAGACACAGAAAAUGAACCUUUGCUCAGAGACAACCCCAGACGCUUCGUGAUCUUCCCAAUCCAGUACGCCGACAUCUGGAAGAUGUACAAGCAGGCACAGGCUUCUUUCUGGACGGUGGAGGAGGUGGAUCUAUCAAAGGACUUGGCUCACUGGGACGGACUGAAAUCAGAUGAGAAACAUUUCAUCUCUCACAUCUUGGCUUUCUUUGCUUCCAGUGACGGUAUUGUCAACGAGAACCUGGUGCAGAGAUUCAGCCAGGAGGUACAGGUUCCCGAGGCUCGUUCCUUCUACGGUUUCCAAAUCCUCAUCGAGAACAUCCACUCCGAGAUGUACGGCAUGCUAAUUAACACCUACAUAAGGGACCUGAAGGAGAGGGACUAUCUGUUUAAUGCCAUUCAGACUAUGCCAUGUGUGAAACAAAAAGCAGACUGGGCACUUCAGUGGAUCAAUGACAGCAAAUCCACAUUUGGGGAGCGACUAGUGGCGUUCGCGGCAGUGGAAGGCAUCUUCUUCUCUGGCUCCUUUGCUGCUAUCUAUUGGCUCAAGAAGAGAGGCCUGAUGCCUGGUCUUACAUAUUCCAACGAGCUUAUCAGCAGAGAUGAGGGCCUGCACUGUAACUUUGCCUGCUUGCUGUACAGCUACCUGGUGAAGAAGCCAUCAGGAGACAGGGUUAAGGACAUCAUCACCAAAGCCGUUAGCAUUGAACAGGAGUUUCUGACAGAGGCCUUGCCAGUGGAUCUCAUAGGAAUCAAUUCUACUCUGAUGAAGCAAUACAUUGAGUUUGUGGCUGAUCGGCUGUUCACUGACCUUGGAAUGGUUAAGGUUUACCACGCUGGAAACCCGUUCGACUUCAUGGAAUCCAUUUCAUUAGAGGGGAAAACCAACUUUUUUGAGAAGCGGGUAGCAGAGUAUCAGAGAUUUGGAGUCAUGUCGAACAUGAUGGACUGUGAAUUCACCCUGGAUGCCGACUUUUAAGAUUUGUGACAUAAGCUUUUUUGGUACCUAUUUGUUACAUUCAAGAUAUUUAUUUCAUAUCCUCGUUAACGUGUUGUUUAAGAAAAAAAGAAAAGAGGUGAGAUCUGGAAAUGGUCAGUCUUGAUUUGGUACCACUCUUAACUCUCAGCUACUGGUUGAAAGUUUUUAUAUCUUUUUACGGGACAAACUUUUCA
This is a messenger RNA of Lampris incognitus (smalleye Pacific opah), 1331 nucleotides long. It is a transcript of the gene rrm2b, whose product is annotated as ribonucleotide reductase M2 b. Gene Ontology annotation, cellular component: cytosol. Gene Ontology annotation, molecular function: ribonucleoside-diphosphate reductase activity, thioredoxin disulfide as acceptor. Bases 79 to 1137 code for a protein of 352 amino acids. Lineage: Eukaryota; Metazoa; Chordata; Actinopteri; Lampriformes; Lampridae. The record is from RefSeq and is a predicted model, not a curated record. The transcript is spliced from 9 exons. Gene Ontology annotation, biological process: deoxyribonucleotide biosynthetic process.